Messenger RNA from Tripterygium wilfordii, 1342 nucleotides. RefSeq names its product serine/arginine-rich splicing factor RSZ21-like. Lineage: Eukaryota; Viridiplantae; Streptophyta; Magnoliopsida; Celastrales; Celastraceae. Gene Ontology annotation, biological process: mRNA splicing, via spliceosome. Gene Ontology annotation, cellular component: nuclear speck. Gene Ontology annotation, molecular function: zinc ion binding; RNA binding. The coding region runs from base 179 to 706 and encodes 175 amino acids. The transcript has 5 exons. The record is from RefSeq and is a predicted model, not a curated record.
UCGUCAAUCAAUAUCAAAAUUCAAAUGAAUGAAUAGUGAUUGAUGCCUUCGCGAUCAUAAAAGAAAGCAACUUGUUUUCUUUGGAACAUUGGAUCUGGUUCUCGGGAAUUUGAAGCAGAGCUCCACUAAUUCUUUCAAGCCCUAGAAAUAGAUUUGAGGUUGGAAUCUGCGCUUCAAGAUGUCUCGGGUUUAUGUCGGGAACGUGGAUCCAAGAGCGACUGAGAGAGAGCUUGAAGAUGAGUUUAGGAUGUUUGGUGUUCUUCGCAGUGUUUGGGUUGCUCGAAGGCCUCCCGGGUAUGCAUUUGUUGAGUUUGAUGAUCGCAGGGAUGCCUUAGAUGCCAUUCGUGCAUUGGAUGGGAAGAAUGGGUGGCGUGUGGAGCUUUCUCAUAAUUCAAAGGGUGGUGGAGGCCGUGGUGGUGGGCGUGGUCGUGGAGGCGGCGAGGAUUCUAAGUGUUACGAGUGUGGUGAACCGGGCCAUUUUGCUCGGGAGUGUCGUUCGCGCGUUGGUUCACGUGGCUUGGGAAGUGGUCGGCGCCGAAGCCCCAGCCCUCGACGUCGUCAGAGUCCUAGUUAUGGGAAUGGGCGUAGCCCUCGUGGGAAAAGAUCUCCAAGGCGUCGCAGCUUCUCUCCUCGUCGUGGUCGCAGCUCCAGCAGGUCCCCUCCAUAUCGCCAUGCUCGCCGUGAUUCCCCUUAUGCUAACGCCUAAUGGGUAUGGCUAUGGUACCAUACUUUGGUAUUUUGUGAUCAUAUUUUUGCGUUAUCUUUUAUACUGCAAGCAGCCAUGGCCCUAUUGUAUAAUACAGUUGUUGCAAUUGGCAUUGAAACCUAACUAACAUCUAAAAAUAAAAUUCGAACAAGAAGAUUGAGCUAGUGGUGCACUGGUGCACAUAUUUUAGUUGCUACCAUGCUGGUUUGCUCAUUGCCAUCUGGACAUCGUGAUUCCCCUUAUUCAAAUGGGUUUAUUGUGGUAUCAUGGUUAGUUUUUUUUUUAAUUAACAUUUUUCACUAUCUUACAUGGGGCUUGUAUCUUUUUAUAUUCAAGCCUGCUGCCUCUAAGCCCCAGUGGAGGAUGACAUUAGGACUUGAUAAUCUGACUAUUCAAGCGAUUAAUAACAUUUUAUUGGGCAUCUGUGGCAUGUAAAAUGCUCGCAGCUACAGCAUGUCCUAUGUGUGGCCAUGCUCAUCUAUGCACCUUACGUUGGUAGAUUUAUUUUCAUAGACUGCUUAGUACUUUAGCAGUAUAGUAUGUGGUCAUUUGGCCACUGGCCAAAAGCUUUGUCGUGAAAUGUGUGUUUUGAGACCAUUUAAUACGGUGUCAUGAGGUACAGCAAUUUUGACAACU